Melampsora larici-populina 98AG31 is the source of this 1003-nucleotide messenger RNA. RefSeq lists its product as uncharacterized. Gene Ontology annotation, molecular function: GTP binding; GTPase activity. The record is from RefSeq and is a predicted model, not a curated record. Bases 341 to 1003 code for a protein of 220 amino acids. Lineage: Eukaryota; Fungi; Basidiomycota; Pucciniomycetes; Pucciniales; Melampsoraceae. The transcript has 6 exons.
UACACUUCACUUCACUUCAACUCUUCAGAACAACAACAACAACAAGAACCAUCUCUUUAGUUAGUUAUUAAAACAAAUCAUCAAUCGAUCUAGUAUCAGUCGAUCGCAGAGAAAGACUAAACGAAAAAUCAAUCAAACGAACUUUUGAAAUCUAAUCUAUCCAUUCGUCAUCUCACAACUUAAUCAGUACUUCUUUACAUAAUCGAUUCAUUUUAACCUCAAUCUUAAAUCUGAUCUCAACUCCGAUCUGAUCCUAAACCAAAGAACUUCCCUUAUUGAUCUCAAGCAGUAUCAUCAUCCAGAUUCAUUCACUCAAAUCAAACUUCAUUCACAAAUCGAAAUGUCUAACAUGACAAGCUCAACUGGUCCAGCGGGAUCAUCAGGCAGUACAUCAAACUCUUCUCUACAACAGAAUGAUGAUAAGAAUUCAGUAGUCAUCAAAGUCGGAAUGGUAGGAGACUCACAGAUUGGGAAAACUAGUUUAAUGGUUAAAUAUGUCGAAGGUAGUUUUGAUGAAGAUUAUAUUCAAACCCUGGGAGUCAAUUUUAUGGAAAAGACAAUUUCAAUUCGAAACACAGAAAUCACAUUCUCAAUUUGGGAUUUAGGUGGUCAACGAGAGUUUGUGAAUAUGUUACCAUUGGUGUGUAAUGAUGCAGUAGCGAUCUUGUUUAUGUUUGACCUCUCGAGGAAAUCUACUCUCAACUCAAUCAAAGAAUGGUAUCGUCAAGCUCGUGGGUUUAAUAAGACAGCGAUUCCGUUUCUGAUUGGUACCAAAUAUGAUCAUUUCGCUGCAUUCUCAAAAGACGAACAGGAGGAAAUCACACGUCAGUCGAGGAGGUUUGCGAAAGCGAUGAGGGCACCAUUGAUCUUCUGCUCUACAUCCCAUUCUAUCAACGUUCAGAAGAUCUUCAAGAUUGUGCUUUCUAAAGCUUUUGAUCUAAAGUGCACAAUACCCGAAAUCAAUGGAAGUGGAGAACCACUACUGAUCUAUCUCGACGUCUGA